AAAGUAUUCUCUGAUCAACCAUAAUUCUGUAUACCACAAUCAUGUCUACCGUCACAUCUGAGAGCUCUGUCGCUACCAUCCCGCAGGUCACGGGUAUGCGUAAGAAUGGCAAGCAAUGGCACGAAACCAAGAAGGCAUUCCGCCCUACCGCCGGACAGACAUCAUACGCAAAGCGUCAAGCCAAAGACCAGGCCCUCGCCGUUGUCAAGGCACAGGAGAAGGAGAUGAAGGAAGAGAAGGAGACAGAGCGCAAGAGACGUAUCACAGCACUCAAGGAGAAGCGCGAGGCAAAGGAGGAGAAGGAACGCUACGAGAAAAUGGCAGCCAAGAUGCACCAGAAGAGAGUCGACAGACUGAAGCGCAGAGAGAAGAGAAACAAGCUUCUCAAGUCAUAGAGGAGUAUGAAAGAAGUGGUGAAGAAGUGGUGAAGAGGGC
Aureobasidium pullulans EXF-150 is the source of this 435-nucleotide messenger RNA. RefSeq lists its product as uncharacterized. NCBI's taxonomy places the organism in Eukaryota, Fungi, Ascomycota, Dothideomycetes, Dothideales, Saccotheciaceae. The record is from RefSeq and is a predicted model, not a curated record. The transcript is spliced from 3 exons. Bases 42 to 395 code for a protein of 117 amino acids.